AUGGCGCUGAGUUAUCGUGACCGAGGCAAAUUUAAAGUAUUAGAAUCAGUGAUCUCAAAAUGGAGAUGGAGACCCGCAGCUGAUAGAAACGGCGAAGAGUGGAAGCUGCAAAGGACCCCACGAGGGUUAAGACCCGGGAAGCCGUCGGGCACAUGGCCGGGCCGCCCUCGAAAGUCGGGGGCGGCCAGGAAAAGCUGGGAAAAGUUCAUCACCAAAGGCCUGUGCUACGGGUGCGGUGGUGAUUACAAGUUCCAAGGUGGACUGAAAGUUGAUGUAAAUAGUUCGGAGUAUACGGGUUAUAGAUAUUAUCAUACAAAGCCUGGGUACAGGCUAAGGGCGAACUCGUGUGAGGACACAAGAUUCAUUCACGUUAAUUUUGUUCUUCUUGCUGAGUUCAGGCAUUUUGAGAAGGACCUACAAUCGGAGAUCGAAACGCAUCGCGAUGUCUACGCAUCUCUCACGGGCACCGGCCGAAGACUCUUGGGGUCCCUGUCUUCCCAGGAGGACGCCGUCAUGCUGCAGAGGCGGUUGGACGAGAUGAACCAGAGAUGGCAUCAUUUGAAAGCCAAGAGUAUGGCUAUCAGAAACCGGCUUGAAAGUAAUGCAGAACACUGGUCGGCGCUACUUUUAUCCUUACGUGAACUCACCGAGUGGGUGAUUAGGAAAGAGACCGAAUUGAACGCGCUUGCGCCGCCUAGAGGAGACCUUACAGCUCUGAUUAAGCAACAGGACGACCACCGCGCUUUCAGGCGCCAGCUAGAGGACAAACGACCGGUGGUGGAAAGUAACCUGCUCAGCGGUCGACAGUAUGUCGCCAACGAACCACCUCUGUCCGACACCAGCGAUACUGAGCCGAGCCGUGAAAGCGAGGGUGACUCCCGCGGAUACCGAUCUGCCGAGGAACAGGCUCGCGAACUGGCACGCUCCAUUCGCCGUGAAGUAGCGAAAUUGGCGGACAAGUGGAAUACGCUAGUGGAUCGUAGCGACGCCUGGGGCCGCUGUCUGGACGACGCUGUGCAGCGCGUCCGGCAAUUUACAACGGCUCUAGACGACUUAGCCUCUCGGGUCCAAGCAGCGGAAGCAGCCAGAGCAACAUGGCGGGCACCAGGCGACGCCAGAGAUGCCAGAACGCAGCUGGACGCCGUGACAAGGGCGAGAGCCCAAAUACCGCCUCUGAGGAGACAGGUGGACGAGUUGAGAGCACAAGCGCAGCAGAUGACGCGGGAUAACGUACAGCUACCAGAGCAUUUGGUUGCUAGACUCGAAGACUUGAACACCAGAGUGUCGGCCCUGAGCUCAGGUGGAGAAGAACGAGCUCGCCAGUUGGCUGGCGUCGCCCGUGACGGAGGGGCAGGGGCUGCUCAGAGCUUCCUGGCAGGUUCUGUCCGCCCGCCCUGGGAGCGAGCGGUUACUCCGGCAAACGUACCUUAUUAUAUCAAUCACGAAUUGGAGACUACACAUUGGGACCACCCUAAGAUGAUAGAACUAAUGAACUCGUUGGCGGAUCUCAACGAGGUCAGAUUCUCGGCGUACAGGACGGCGCUGAAAUUAAGGACGGUGCAGAAGGCUUUGUGUAUGCACAUGUUACAACUACCCGCGGCUUUAGAAGCGUUCGACUCGCACGGACUUCGCGCGCAAAACGACCGGUUGAUCGAUAUACCAGACAUGAUCACUGUUCUUACGUCCUUGUACGAGACGAUAGCUGGCGAAAAUCCCAGUCUAGUAAACGUACCCUUAUGCCUCGAUUUAUCGAUCAACUGGUUGCUCAACGUGUAUGACAGUCAGAGGACCGGACAGAUAAGAGUGCUGAGUUUCAAAGUGGGUCUCGUGUUGCUCUGUAAGGGACACUUGGAAGAGAAAUACAGGUAUUUAUUCCGGUUAAUAGCAGACCCAUCUUGCCGAGCUGACCAAAGAAAGCUAGGACUUCUGCUACACGAUUGUAUACAGGUACCGCGUCAGCUAGGUGAAGUGGCAGCCUUCGGAGGGUCAAACAUUGAGCCAUCCGUGAGGAGUUGUUUCGAGCAGGCCUCGACUGCCACUAAGGAAGGCAACAAAGGAAGCACGUUGGAUAGAAAAGCUGUUGCAGGAGACAAAGAAAAAGAGAAAGAAGACAAGGAAAAGACGUUAGAAAGAGACGCAGAUGGCCAAGUCCAGUAUAUCGAGGCGUUCCACUUCCUACAGUGGCUUCAGAAGGAACCGCAAUCCAUGGUCUGGUUGCCUGUGCUGCACCGAUUAGCCGCAGCUGAAAGCGCGAAACACCAGGCGAAGUGCAAUAUUUGCAAGGAAUAUCCCAUUGUUGGGUUUAGGUAUCGUUGCCUAAAGUGUUUCAACUUCGACAUGUGCCAAAAGUGCUUCUUCAGCGGCAAAAAAGCAAAGAACCACAAACUGACUCACCCAAUGCAGGAGUAUUGCACUGCUACGACAUCGGGAGAAGACGUACGUGAUUUCACGAGAGCCCUUCGGAACAAAUUCAAGUCUGCGAGGUAUUUCAAGAAACAUCCGAGAGUCGGCUAUUUGCCCGUUCAAACCGUUCUUGAAGGAGACGCGCUCGAGUCACCAGCGCCUUCGCCUCAACACGGAGCAUCCGGGACGGGAGACGACAUGCACUCCAGGCUCGAACUGUACGCCACUCGCCUGGCUCAGGUUGAACUUGGCGCCAGACCAGCUGAUACUCCUGACAGCGACGAAGAACACCAACUAAUUGCGCAGUAUUGCGCAUCUCUCAACGGCACCAACGAAGGUGAAGAAGCGCCUCGUUCGCCAGUCCAGGUCGUCUCCAUUAUACACCGAGAACAGCGGCACGAGCUUGAAGCCAUGAUCAGAGAACUCGAGGAAGAAAAUGCUAGUCUCCAGGCAGAGUACGAACGACUGAAAGCCAAACAGACACCAGGGUCCACCCCUGAAGAGCAGCUCGCUAUCAACGAAAAUAGGAAUGCACCUGUCGAUCAGGAUAUGAUGGCUGAAGCUCGUCUUCUUCGUCAACACAAAGGGCGAUUGGAAGCUCGAAUGCAAAUCCUAGAAGAGCACAACAGACAGCUAGAAGCGCAGUUGCAAAGACUUCGGCGUCUACUGGACGAGCCAACACAAGGAUCACCCGCGGGCCGCACUGGAACCCUUCAAACGCGGUCGGUGACAGCUUCGCAACUCGCCACAGACUCUCCCGCCAAAAUGCACAACGGUCUAUACCACGAUGCACAUACAAAUGACCUCGGUAAAGCUGUCGAAGAACUAGUAUCAGUUAUGACGGAGGAGCAACAAAACCUGACCAACGCGCCUCCCCAGUACACUAACGGGAAACCGGAGGAAAAGGACAAAUAA
Leptosia nina is the source of this 3318-nucleotide messenger RNA. NCBI's taxonomy places the organism in Eukaryota, Metazoa, Arthropoda, Insecta, Lepidoptera, Pieridae. The record is from the annotation of a GenBank genome assembly.